UUGGUGUCUUCUCUAGAAUUUUUCACGUGUACGAAUUCUGAAAUAUUCUGAAAUUUCUCAUUCUACAAUUUCAAACGUUUGUAUCGCAGAACGUUCACAUGUAUGAAAAGUUCUAAGAAAACACGUGGACUUUCUCAGUACGUCUGAAAAGUGUACCAAUUCGUGUGAAAAUGCUGAGAAAAAUUUUCAUCGGGGAAACCGAGUUCCAAAUUAAUCUGCAUUGCUGGAAAUGGACGCGAAUUGUUCGUUCCUCGCGCGGCCCCGGGCUCUCUCCUUUUCAGUGUCCGAAUCUUUAUUAUCGAGGGCGACUCCGAUCGGCAAUUAGUCGACCUGGCAGAAUCGAGAAUUUUUAAUUACGUGGUUCGAUUUCCCCUAGUAAAUCGAGAGUAGGUCGAUCAAGACAGCAACAUGACUACCCAGAAGGCGAAAUUUGUGAACAAACAGUUCAACUCUCCUAUCAAUUUGUAUUCGCCACAGGCGAUACAGGAGACUCUGGAUAGGCAGACUCAAGUUCUGGCCAACGGUGCAGUCGGGAUCGACUUCAGCCAGUUGGCCAAGCCAGCGAACUUGCAGAACAGCGCGGUUCUACGUAUGCUCGAAGAAGAAGAAGCGAGGCAGCGCGGUGGUCAACCAGGUCUGAAACGGGUAGCUUGGCCACCGCCUCCAGAGGAUCAAGACUUCGACUACGUGGAGCAAGCUCCCGUCCAAGCGAAGACCCGUGGGUGGUACGGUGAUCUCAGCUCGUACCAGAGCAGUCCCUCGUCAGGUCCGUCACCCCAACCGCCCUCGACGGUCGCGCGGUCGUCGACACAGAGCGCCGUUCCGUCGUCCCCGUCGCCGGUCAGUCCUGGCGGCACGCUCCUGCGACAGCCCUCGCACUUCCAGCAGCAACAGGCGAACCCCAGGGGCUGGGCGGCCGUGACACCCCCGGCGUCCUCGCCGAUCUCCCAACAGCAUCCCCCGUUUCCGAGCCAACAGCGGCAACCGCAGCAGCAGCAGCAGCAGCAGCAACAACAGCAACAGCAGACUCAGCCUUGGCAGCAGCACCCCCAGGAUCCUUACGACCGGGCACCGCAGAGGCAGCAGCAGACUCCAUCCGGCUAUUAUACGACCGCCCCUGCGGCGUUCGAGGCACCACCCUCCACUAUCAUCCUCCGUCCUGAGCCGCCCAUCUCGCAGGCACCAGCACCCGUGUAUCAGGCCCAACCCGCAGCGACGAAGGCUCCGGCAACAGGCAACAUGCGAGGUGAUCUCAAGUGGCCGCCGGCGACCGUGAAGGCCCAGUUCGAGGCGGAAAACCGGGCCAGGCUUGAGCUCGCCAGGGGCCCGGCUGUCAGGCCCCGUCGAGUGCACAAGGACUAUACCGGUUUCUUCGCGCAACACGCCCUGAACAGCACCUACCCAGGCUACCGAGCGCCGCCUGGCACCCAGUACUUCACCCCGGCCUAUCAUCAUUAGCGAAUAUUCCGUUCCGAGCAACGCAUACGAGCACGAGGCAUCGGCCUGGGUCUCCCAUCGACCGGGACACCCGGGACGUUGCUCGCGGAUCCCGCGGGAUCCGCGAGGAGCCAGAGAAACGCAUGGGGGAUGAUCUUCUUCGUGAAUAAAAUCUCGAAAAAAAUCAUGAGGCUACGAAGGAAAAUUCGUAUAAAUACGGAAUUUCGUCUCGGGGAUUUCUUCCUUCCCUCAUCACUUUCGGGACAGGUCACAAUUCUGAGCACGAAUCGCCGUGCUGUCGCUCUUCCAGGACGUGGUCCAGACAGCUGCGGAGACAUUUCACGUCAUGCGUUUCUCAGGUUUCUAAAGAGAUCUUCCGAUCUGGAUUUCGAGCUUCAACGAACCUGUAUACACAGAGACUGAACGGUUACCUUUCAUCUUUGCAGGGUAGCAUAAACUAAUAACAGUUACCGAAGGUCCGGUUUAUUUUACAGCAUUCGGUUUAUUAUUCGAGCAUCAUCGUUCGGAGAUUCCCACGCUUGUGAGCCUCACGUUCCUCCUGUCUCUUGUAGUCUGCAAACCGAGAAAGUAGAUCUUGUUAGAUACAUUUAUAAUGAAACGGGACAGAAAUAUAACUUGGCUUAUUGCUAGUUAAAACAAUAUGUAUACCUACGCAAAAAAUAUUGUUAGGUACUAAAAUUCAACCAGACCGUAGAAACUGUUUCUGUUAUUCGUGUUGUAAUAAUUUAUCUUAUUACUAUAUAUUGCUUUAAAAUAAUUAUCUCAUCUUUUCACACUUUCUUUUUUUAAGAAACAGCUAAUACGGUUUCCCCCCUAUUUAGAAAUUCUUGCCUAACGCAAGACCCUCUCCCCCAGUUUGGGAAUUUCUGAUGCAGAUGAAUGACUCAAUGUUGUGAUAGAAUUAACGCUGCAAACAGGUUUACAAGACUAACGCUUGCCAUACGGAUCACACGAGUGGCGGAUCACAAGCGAUUGGCGUAAGGGAUUUCGGAAGAAUAAUAAAGUGUACUUUUUACUUCGAUGACAACGAUACGGAAAAAUAACGAACGUCGAAUGUAGACAAGAAUCCGCAAAAUGAACGAUCGAAUCACACGGAGUACAGAAUACUGUAUUCGGGGAAGAGUUUUAUGCGUCGAGUACUGAAAGGCGACACAUAUGAUAACGCGAUUUGGCAAUGGGUCUGCCCGUUAACUAACAAACGAAUAAUUUUUAAUAAUGUAACAUAUCGAUGUGAAUAAAUAAAUAAACAUCACAAUUUG
Molecule: messenger RNA, 2717 nt
Organism: Vollenhovia emeryi
Lineage: Eukaryota; Metazoa; Arthropoda; Insecta; Hymenoptera; Formicidae
Product: transcription factor SPT20 homolog
Exons: 7
Coding region: 409-1458 (349 amino acids)
Source: RefSeq, a predicted model, not a curated record